Molecule: messenger RNA, 919 nt
Organism: Anopheles aquasalis
Lineage: Eukaryota; Metazoa; Arthropoda; Insecta; Diptera; Culicidae
Source: RefSeq, a predicted model, not a curated record
AGAUCCGGGUGUUUUUAAGAGUUCUUCACCUUAAAUUCUUUCUGAAAAUGAGCGAAAGAGCUGAUACGGAAAGUGCACCACAGCGAACGACGAACGAGUUGCCGGAAAGCGCUGGCGAGGAAACACACGACAAACACUAUUCCGAUGCGUCCGAUACGGAUUCCAUAAAUCGGUACUGUCCUUAUGCGCACUACAGGCCACGAGUAGGAAGCGGCUCGGAUUAUGAUAACGAUGACUCAGAUGAUGAGGAUCCCUAUCAGGAGCUGUUUAUGAACGCGUACCGGUCGGCACCAGCGUCCUCGGAAGAUGAAGACGAAGAACCGGCACUGGAAUUCAGCCACCCCGAUGCAAAGCCGCUCUCACUCAUGGACGAUGCAGAUCUGUGGGAUCAUAUGGACGAAAAUGAAUUGAAGGAACGGCUAAAGGAUCAUCCACGGUUGUUGGAAGAAAUCACGCGUAAGCGGAAACGCCGAAUGCUGGAACAAGAAGGGGAAGCCAACGAUGAUCUGGGUGAUGUUCUGGACCGGUUCACAAAGCAUAUCCGGAUGGAUCCCACGAGACUCAGCUGAUACGUGAACGCUGUGAUCUGGCGGUUGCUGUAAACGUGAAUUUGUCUGUUAAGAACAGUGAUAAUUAUUGUUGUAAGAAUUAGAGAUUGAACUAGACGUAUCGUCAGGAGUGUAGGUUGAUGAUUUGAAUUACCAGCAGCACAUUUCCUAUCACGAAUAUUUAAAAUGCAUAAGAAAGAGGAAAGAGAAUCAAAACUGGUUGCCUUAAAAAAUGAUAGGGAAUUAAGUUGCUGGUGAAGCCAACAAUUGGCCAUAAAAGAUCUUAUAUAAUGUGUAUCGGAAAAAACAACCGCAGAUGUGGUCCAGUUCUGUCUUGCGGCGUGUAGAUUCCCUGAAUCCUCCUGAAUGAA